Messenger RNA from Capronia epimyces CBS 606.96, 2307 nucleotides. RefSeq lists its product as uncharacterized. The record is from RefSeq and is a predicted model, not a curated record. NCBI's taxonomy places the organism in Eukaryota, Fungi, Ascomycota, Eurotiomycetes, Chaetothyriales, Herpotrichiellaceae. Gene Ontology annotation, cellular component: cytoplasm. The transcript has a single exon. Gene Ontology annotation, molecular function: oxidoreductase activity. Bases 1 to 2307 code for a protein of 768 amino acids.
AUGGGAGACGCUGGUGUUCCCGCCACUGCCGCCGCCGCCGCCGCCGUCGCCACAGAGCCAGCAGGUUUACCUUCUCUCCGUCCCACAGCCUCGUUCUGGCAGACAUCGCAUCCCAACCGGGUAGCGGAGCACCGAUCCACGCCGGAUCUGCCGGCCAAGGCGGCCAUCGUGGUCAUCGGCACGGGCAUCUCAGGCACGUUUGCGGUCGAUGAACUCUUGCUGGGUCAAGGCCGAGGCCAAAGCUCCAACCAGGUCAACAGCAGUGAUGAUCCAAGCUUGAACAACGACAAGGCCAAUACCAGCGAGCAUGACGGCGAAGUGGAUGUUCUCGUCCUCGAAGCACGCACGACCUGUUCGGCCGCGACAGGCCGCAACGGCGGCCACCUGCAACCGGUGAUCCACGCCGAGAACAGCAAAAUCGUCGACUUCGAACUCGACAACUUUGACCACAUCGAGACGCUGAUCCGCUCCAACAACAUCCCGUGCGACUUCCGUCGCGUCUGUGGGACCAUUGGAUUCUGGAACAAGACUUAUUUCGAAGAAGCCAAGGCAGCUCUGGGGUAUGAUGGUGCUGCUACAGCUACAACUACAGCCACCACUACGGCUACAACGACAGCUACGGCUGCAGGAGAAGGCAAAGGCGAAGGCAAAGGCGAAGGCAAAGGCGAAGGCGAAGGCGCCAAAGCGAACCCUGUUGCUGUUGCUGUAGCUGAUGCCGAUCCUAGUACUAGUGCGCCUUCACAAACCAACAACCCACAACCACCACUGGACCACGCAGCCAUCACAAACGCACAGCAUCGUGCGCUGGUGCGGGUGGUCGAGGACGCGGAAGGACUCAAAGGUCUCGGACUACAACCAGGGGCGGUGGGCGCGAUCGUGCAGGAUGUCGCGGCGUCGUUGAGCCCGUAUAAGCUUAUCAUCUGGAUGUGGGAGCGGUUGCUGGGCCGGUUCGACGCGACGAGAUUGAACUUGCAGACCAACACUGCCGUUACGGCCAUUGCGAAGAUCACAAGAAGCCAUAGAUCUGGGACUGGGUUUGGGUUUGGGUCUGGGACUGGGACUGGGACUGGGUCUAGACAUGAACAAGAACAUGAACAAGAACAAGAACAAGAACAAGCACAAAGACACGGAGAUGGAGACGGAUACGACCGCUGGCUCAUCCACACGCCUCGCGGCGUAGUCGCCGCCCGUCGCGUCAUUGUCGCCACGAACGGAUACACGUCUCACCUACUGCCCGAAUUCAGCGCGCUCAUUUCGCCCGUGCAGGCGCAAAUGUCGGCGCUGGUCCCGCCGCGCGGCUCGCCGUACGCCACGGACAGGUUGAUCCCGACCAGUUACGGGUUCGAGGGAGUCGGGACCCAGGACCGCGUCAUGAGCGACUACCUGGUGCAGAAUCCGCAUGUGGUAGGCGGUGCUAUAGCCAAAGCUGCCUAUCAAACUGAAUUGGGUGGUGGUGGUGGUGGUGAUGCUGCUGCUGCUCCUGCUACUGCUCCCGCCGUUUCUGGUGGUGGUGUUGAUGGUGGUGAUGGUGGUGGUGUUGAUGGUGGUGGUGAUGGUGGUGGUGAUGGUGGUGGUGAUGGUGGUGGUGAUGGUGGUGGUGAUGGUGGUGGUGAUGGUGGUGGUGGUGGUGCUGCUGCUACUGCUACUACUGCCACCGCCGUUUCCGGUGGCCACCUCAUGUUCGGCGGCGGAAGACAUCUAGCCGCAGGGAACGGGGUCGGCGUGAGCGACGACUCGUACGUCGACAUCGACGUCGAGACCUAUCUCCGAACCCUACCUGAGCGAUUGAACCUAUAUGACGAUGAAUCCGGCCACGAUCACGAUCACCUCACUCACAUCACGCCUUCCCCUUCCCCUUCCUCGGCGCCGCUGCCGCUGCUUGAAAUCGCAGCCUCCUGGACUGGCAUUAUUGGCUCCAGCGCCGACGGGCAUCCUUGGGUCGGUCCCGUUCCCGUUCCCGUUUCCAAUCCCGUUCCCGUUACACGGCCAGGGUCAGAGUCAGGGCCAGAGUCACGGCCAGAGUCAAAGUCAAGAAUAUCAGAACAUUCGCCCUCCCCGUCCAGCUUAUUCCUCUGCGCCGGGUACAGUGGUCACGGCAUGCCCAACGCCGGCCUGUGCGGUCGGUACGUGGCGGGUUUGGUGAGGACGAGUUUGAGUUUGGAUCAAGACGAGCUUGCCGAUGUCCAUGGAGGCCAACGUGAGGCCAGUACUAGAGUUGGUCUUCACCAUGGUCAUGCAUCCCCUUGGACCGUUCCUCGAGAGUAUCUGCUCACCAAGGAGAGAAUGGACGCCAUAUUAGGGAAAUGA